This is a messenger RNA of Cladocopium goreaui, 1564 nucleotides long. The record is from the annotation of a GenBank genome assembly. NCBI's taxonomy places the organism in Eukaryota, Dinophyceae, Suessiales, Symbiodiniaceae.
AAAAUGAAAGAGUUUGGUGUCACCAACUUUAUCCAGCAGCAUAUGCUAUGGAAUGUGCUCGUCCUAAACGAAGGUGCUCGCACAUUUCGGCUCAGACGCCAUUACUACUAGGUCUUCCAACUUCCGCCCAGCAACUCUACCUCUUGAGCAACAUGAGAGGCUGGGCGGCCGCCUCGGUUGCCUUGGCGGUGCUGUGCGGCGUCCAUGCAGAGGUCGUGCUUGAGGCGUUGCAACGGGAUGAUACCUGUGCAGAUUCAGGAGACUGCGACCUUUCGCUGGCUCAGCUUAGAGGUUUGCAGGAAAGCGUGCCAAGCCAGGAAGCAGAAGUCGCAUUGGAGACAAAAGCAGGACGUGCCACCGCCGCUGCAGACAGCGCAGAAGUGAAGAGACUGAGGAUUGUGAAUGGUUGCCAUAGCAAACCGAUGUGGAUAGCUCACGCCAUUGGUGCGGGCAGCGGGCCUGAUCAAAAUGUGAAGAUUUUGCCUGGUCAGUUCCAUGAUUUUCCCACUCCCAGCCACUUGUCGGCUACGCGAUUUUGGCCCAAGAUGGGCUGUGACGACUCGGGUCAUAACUGUGCCAUUGGAAGCAGUGGAGGCCCUGGGCAAAUUUGUCAGUUCAACCCCAUCACUGGUCAGGAGGAUUACAAGAACUGUGCACCACCGGUCGAUACCAAGUUCGAAGCGAGCUUUGGUGAGAACGGUGCGCCUUGCAAUCCCAAGACCCCAGGAGGGGUGGAGAUGAAAGGUUGCGACUACGUGGACAUCAGCUUGGUGGAUGGCUGGACGUUGCCUGUGAAGUUGGACAUCCAGGGUGACUGUCGCACAGCCACAGACCAAAAAGUGAACGUCUUGGACUGCGAGGGCUUGUCCUUGGGCCUAUGCCCAGCUGCGGAGCGCUUGACGGCCGCAGGAAUUUUCGCCGACCUUCACGCCAUCAAUCCAAAGACGCACAAGGUAGCUGGAUGCUACAGUCCAUGUAGCAAGCUGUUGGAUACCAAAUGGAGCAAUAAGGAAAGGCCUGCUGGACGCCGACCCGAAGAGAGUGAGGUGUCGCCCUAUUGUUGUCCAACACCUCCCCAGACACCUGAGAGCUGCAGGGCAGGGCCGAUCACUGGAACAAGCUUCCUGAAGACCGUGCACGAGAAGUGCCCGGGCGUCUACGGAUAUGCCUAUGAUGAUGGAAUGGGUUUGAUGCGCUGCUCUUCAGCGACUCAUUACACAGUGACAUACUACUGUCCAGCAGACAUUCCUGCCUGAUGGAUCCGAAGGUGAUCGAAGGAACACUGCCUUUUGCUGCCAGCUUGACUGAUUUGGCCCCUUCGACGAGCUUGGCCAGAUUUUGAGCGGCCGAGUGCCCAGGAGGACCAGUGCCAAAGGGCACCCGUUUUAUGUGGACCCGAAAAUCACAGCUGCAGCUUUUGAUGUCCACGUUUCCAUAAUAAAACUCCCCUGGUGCAUCAAAUUCAGCAAAAUGGCAAGGAAAAAAGUUGCCAUUGCCAUUAGAUAGUCCAUUGACAUCAUCGCAUGUCGUGCUCUCACGUAGUUGACAUGCCAGACAAAAGGGU